Recurvomyces mirabilis is the source of this 2736-nucleotide messenger RNA. RefSeq names its product Mitochondrial presequence protease (gene CYM1). NCBI's taxonomy places the organism in Eukaryota, Fungi, Ascomycota, Dothideomycetes, Mycosphaerellales, Teratosphaeriaceae. Gene Ontology annotation, cellular component: mitochondrial matrix. The record is from RefSeq and is a predicted model, not a curated record. Gene Ontology annotation, molecular function: metalloendopeptidase activity; metal ion binding. Gene Ontology annotation, biological process: protein processing. The coding region runs from base 1 to 2736 and encodes 911 amino acids. The transcript has a single exon.
AUGCUGCCGCGCUCGUUGCAGAACUUCAUGAAUGCCAUGACCAGCUCAGACCACACCACCUACCCCUUCGCCACCACUAACGCACAGGACUUCAAGAAUCUAAUGUCCGUCUAUCUGGACGCCACCCUACAUCCACUGCUGAAACGCUCCGACUUCGUUCAAGAAGGCUGGCGCAUUGGACCAGAGAACCCGCUCAAGGAGUCAGACGAACAGGGGACCAAGGAUCUGGUGUUCAAGGGCGUAGUGUACAACGAGAUGAAGGGUCAGGUUUCUGACGCCACUUACCUCUUCUACAUCAAAUUCUUCGAGCAGAUAAUUCCGGCUCUGAAUAAUAGUGGUGGGGACCCGCAGAAGAUGACCGAUCUUACCUACGAGCAAUUGCAGCGUUUCCAGAACGAGCAUUAUCAUCCAAGCAAUAGCCGUAUCGUUACCUAUGGUGACCAGUCAGUCGAGACUCAUCUGCAGAUGCUAGGCGAGCAGCUCGCCAAGUUUGACAAGGUGAACAUCGACAAGGACAUCAAAGGACCCAUCGCACUUAAAGGACCGCAGACUGUCACUAUCCCUGGGCCUGUGGAUCCUCUCGUACCACCAGAAUCGCAGUUCAAGACAUCUACGACAUGGGUCACUGGCGAUCCGAGCAAUGUGGAUGAGUCGUUCGCUCUACAAGUCAUCUCGAAUAUCCUCCUCGAUGGCUAUGGCGCACCCUUAUACCGUAGUCUUGUUGAAUCAGGGCUAGGCACGGACUUCUCACCCAAUACUGGCUAUGACAGCUCAGCCAGCAAAGGUCUCUUCUCCAUCGGCCUGACAGGCGUAAGCGAGAAGAACGUUCCAAGAGUCAAGGAAGCCAUCUCGGACACAUUACUCGAGCAAGCAGCGAAUGGAUUCGAGAAGCAUAAGGUCGACGGCCUCCUGCAUGUGCUCGAGCUGAAGCUCAAACAUAAGAGCUCACGCUUCGGUCUGGGUGUAGCGCAAUCUGUGACUGGGAGCUGGUUCAACGGCGUCGACCCUUUCGCUUCGCUGGACUACGAGCACACCAUCAGCACUUUCCGCAAGAACAUGCAAAAAUCACGGUAUCUGGAGAAGCUGGUGGAGAAGUACUUGCUCACGGACAAUACUCUUACGUUCACCAUGGCGCCGAGUGCGACUUUCGGUGCGGAGCUUGAGGAGGAGGAAGCUGCUCGGCUCCAGACCAAAAUUGCAGAGGCGGUGAAGCAAUUCCCGAACGAGCAGGAAGCACAUAAGCACCUUCGUGAACGGGAGUUGGAGUUGCUGAAGGAGCAGGAUUCGGGCAAGUCCGCGAACGUGGACGUUCUGCCUACCUUGCGUGUGAGUGAUAUCGAGCGGACAGGGCAGCAGUAUGAGGCCCGGGAAAGCCAGCUGGACGAGAAGACGAAUGUGAAGUGGCGGGAAACUGCAACGAAUGGCCUGACUUACGUCAAAGCCUUGGCUAUGUUCAAGGAUCUGCCAGACGAGCUUCGAAUGCUUGUCCCACUGUUCUGCGACAGUCUUAUGAGAAUAGGCACGAAAGAUAAGUCGAUGGAGGAGCUGGAGGGUCUCAUGAAGCUCAAGACUGGCGGUAUACGGUUCGGAUACCAUGCCACGACUUCACCUCACGACAUCCUCAAAGCCGAGGAAGGGCUCUCGUUAGGUGGUUAUGCCUUCGACAAGAAUGUGCCAGCCAUGUAUGAGCUCAUCAACACGAUCUUACUGGGCACGGACUUCGAUAGUCCGAACGCACAUGGCAUGAUAAAAGAAUUGCUGAGAGCUGGUGCAGACGGAGCGGUAGAUGGGAUUGCCAGUGCCGGGCACAUGUACGCCAGUCGCUACUCGAAGGCUGGCCUCAGUCUGCAUGGUGCGUGGGGUGAGCAGACAGGCGGUCUCAGGCAAGUCAAGCUGAUAACCAGUCUGGCUUCGGCAGAGGAAGACGCAAAUGCUAUGGCUUUGUUGGUGGAGAGGCUGAAGGCCAUCCAGGCUAUCGUGGUCGAAAGCAUGCGCACCAGCUUCCGCGCCAUGGUAACCUGCGGCGCCGAUGCCUCCGGGAGCAACGAAGCCGCCCUCCAGUCCUUCAUCACAACCACCCGCUCCUCACCCCUCACGCCACCAGCCCCCCUCACCACCACCCCCCCACCCACCUACCCAACUCUCAACCAAAAAACCCUCUUCCCCUUCCCAACCUACCAAGUCUCCUACACCGCCCUCACCCUCCCCACAGGGCCCUACACCUCCCAACAAACAGCGCCUUUCGCCAUCCUCGCCCAACUCCUUACCCACAAACACUUACACCACGAGAUCCGUGAAAAAGGCGGGGCCUACGGCGGCGGAGCCAGUUCCUCCGGCCUCACAGGGACGUUCGGGAUGUACUCCUACCGCGACCACAACCCCGCCAACACUUUACGAAUCAUGCGCGAAGCCGGGCGAUGGGCCGCGGAGCGCGAAUGGAGCGAGCGGGAAUUGGAGGAGGCGAAACUGUCAUGUUUUCAGGGACUAGAUGCGCCGAUCUCGGUCAAUCAGGAGGGUGUGGAUGGAUUCUUGCUUGGGAUCGAUGCGCAGAUGGAUCAGCAGAGACGGGAGUGGUUACUCGAUGUGGACGCUAGGCAAGUGAGACAAGCGGCUGAGGAGGUGGCGAAGGCGUUGGAGGGGAACGGGGCGAAUGUGGCGGUUUUGGGGAAUGAUAAGGGUGGGUUUGUGAAGGAGGGUGAGGGAUGGGAGGUCAGGGAUAUGGGGAUUGGGAAGUGA